AGUAGAGUGAAGUUAUACAUGUGCAUUAUAAAGAACAUUCAGGAUCAUCUCAGAUACAAAAAGGCUGCCACAAUGUCAAGCACAGCAAUAUGUAGGAGGGCCACUAUGAAAGACCACAAAGCAAUCAUAGAGAUGGACAACAUGGUGUACAAUGGAGUAGACUAUUUAGAUGCUAACUAUCCACUUUACAUGCAACAACCAUACAGAUUCUGUUUCCUAUGUGAGGAUAAUGGGAAGGUUAUGGCAUACUCUCAACAAACGCUAGUAGAUGGAGGAAAAACAUUGAUUGGUCAAGCUGGCAGAUCAAGACCUGGGCACCGUGGUGAAGGCUAUUUUAAGAUGCUGAUUAACUAUGUGAACGAACAGAUAAAGAUCCUAUGUCCAAGUGUUGAGAGAAGAGUAUACACUGCAGUAUAUGGAGAAUUCCAUCAAAAGCGUGAAGUAAACUUCAUAGAAAAGAGGAAUCGUCAAACAUUCAAACUAACUCCCGAACAAAGUCUUUGUGAAAUUCAUUGCUUCAUGAACCAACCCACUGUAUACAGAAUCACCCCAUAUGAGUUAGAAGCCAUCGUAGAAGAAGAUUGUAAAAAUGGUUGGAAAAUAUUUCCUGCCAAGAGCUUAACAAGCGAGUGGGAACCUAUGAGUAUGAUAGAUGGUGUUAAAUCAAAUGUUCAAAUAAUUGCCUAUCGUUCACUGCUGUUUGCGAGUUACGACAUCAAUGGAAAAUGUGUUGCUGUGAGUGCCUUGAAUGGAUACACUAUAACCCGAGGGCGGAGAAGUGAUUGUGACUUCUAUGGCCCUAACCUCAAUCACUUACAAGCCCAUAUGAUCGCCCAUGCUAAGGAGGCUCAUAAGAAAUCCCAAAAGGUUAAAUGUGAUCUGUACUUCUGUGUGCAUUUCCCCCUGAGUAUAUCACCAGAGAAACUGAACGUUU
Molecule: messenger RNA, 934 nt
Organism: Owenia fusiformis
Lineage: Eukaryota; Metazoa; Annelida; Polychaeta; Sabellida; Oweniidae
Source: the annotation of a GenBank genome assembly